Messenger RNA from Uloborus diversus, 3671 nucleotides. RefSeq names its product transcription factor sem-2-like. The record is from RefSeq and is a predicted model, not a curated record. NCBI's taxonomy places the organism in Eukaryota, Metazoa, Arthropoda, Arachnida, Araneae, Uloboridae. The transcript has a single exon. Bases 120 to 1202 code for a protein of 360 amino acids. Gene Ontology annotation, biological process: regulation of DNA-templated transcription; anatomical structure morphogenesis; cell differentiation. Gene Ontology annotation, molecular function: DNA-binding transcription factor activity, RNA polymerase II-specific; RNA polymerase II cis-regulatory region sequence-specific DNA binding.
GUUCGCGUCGCUCUGGAAGCGCUCUCGAUCGCAUUGGAAUAGUCACUCUCCGUGGCGGAGCACUCUCGCUUCGCGGAAAAGUGAAACUUAGUGGAUCCUCGUUGAUCGCUCGUGGGAAAAUGGUCCCUCAGAACAUGGACGGAUUUUCGCAUCCGGUUGCCAUCCAGCAAAACCGAUCGCACGGUAAUUCCAGAGCUUCUAAAUCCUUGCUUUUUGGAUCUCAGAGGGUGAAUGCCGAUUCGCCGACCCCCUACACAGAUGCCACCCAGUGUAAAAAACAGACUUCGCACGUGAAGAGGCCCAUGAAUGCUUUCAUGGUGUGGAGCCAGAUCGAACGUCGAAAGAUUUGCCAGAGGGAGCCUGAUUUGCACAAUGCCGAGAUCAGCAAAAGACUGGGCAAGGAAUGGAAGGAGCUGUCAGACGAGGAACGACAACCCUUCAUCGACGAAGCCGAGCGACUCAGGCUGAUGCACAUGCGACAGUACCCCGACUACAAGUACCGUCCUAGGAAAAAAUCCAAACCUCAGUUCAAAGUGGAACGAUCGAGGUCCUCCCCGAGUAUUUCAACUUCCCACUCGAACAGCGGAAGAAUUAAAAUCGAUCCAUCCAGAGCAUCGAAAAUAACCAAGACGUGCGUACAGAUCAACAGGAGUUCGUCAAACAUCUACCCGAAUCGACUGAAGUUGAAAAUUAUCGACAAAAGAAUGAAAAACUCCAAACAGUCCCAGCUCAGCCCGCCGGCCGUCAAAGUUCCGAAUUCUCCCGGAUCCGAUGAGGUGACCCCACAAAGCUUUUACGACGACCACCGAAGUCUCUACAGCAAGUUGACGAUCCCCAUUGUGAAGAAAGAACCGUCCAUCUCCAGCGAGUCUGCUAAUCUUUCAAUUUUUACGCCCGUCUCCGUGAAGAUAGAACCGACGGAUGAUUAUGUCACCUCUUCAUCUUCAUCCUCCUCCUCUUCGUCCUCUUCCAGCAGCAGCGCGAGUAACGUCUCUACGAAUGUUGAUGCUUUCAGCGAAGAAGACCAGUGGAAUGGUAUGUUCGACUUGAAUUCCGCUCUUGCGAAUGAUUUUGUGGACAUAAACAGUUUAGCCUUUCCCUACUGUGAUCCAUUGGAUAACCCGUUCUCACUGGAUAACACCCAUUUCGAUUUUCCGGAAGAGUCUGCUUUUUCGGAUUUCGAAGGCUUGGACCUGCUGUAAAAAUUUAACUUUCGGUUCUGCCGCUGUGACACUCAUAUAUUAAUUACUAAGUGACAAUUGGUGUUUCCAUGCAAUUUCUCAUGUACGCGAUCUCGUAUUGAAUUUUGUGCACUGUGGAAAAUUGACAUUAUGGAUAUGUGCGUGUCUUUUUCAAUUCGGAUUUUGUGAUUCAGUGAAAGAACAGAAAGCAAUCGGAAGAUUCGUUCAAAGUUUCUUAAUUUACUCGAAAAUUUACUCUACGAGUUGAACGACUUCGUGUCACACUUUCGUACAAUACAACGGCUCCACGUAUACCUGGAAUUUAUUCGAUAUACUUUCCGUUUACGAUUGGAAAUGUAAUUAUUUAUGCCGUAUAUUAAUUUGGUGCUGUAUAGGAUAACGUUUGAUAUACUGCUCUAGAAUGAUAUGAAUGGAGGUAUUAGUACUCGAUUAACGUUACGGAUAUGAAUGGAUGUAAUUGUACUCGAUUAACGUUAUGGGGUAGGUGUAUCUUUUUUUACCUUAUAUUAUUCGGAAGUAUUUAAUCAAGUACAAGUGUUUAAUAUGUGUAAAUAGUAGAUAUGUAUGAUAUUUGUGUCCGCUAACACUGUUUCCUUUUUUAAAAUUUUGUUCGCUAGUUUUUAAUAACCCCUAACUGUAAUACAGAAAUGCAUUGUGCAACCGAAUUUUUUCCUCUCCAAUGCACGAUUGUAAUUUAUUGCAUACAUCGAAAUUGCAGUAAUCAACUAAAUUUCUCAUUUUGUUUUUGUAUUAUAGAUGUUUACUUAUAGUCAUGUAUUUUCAGUUCCUACCAUAGUCGUGAGUCUGAAAUGGCUUUCUCACUUUGUUGUUGUUUUUUAUGCUCUGCAACGUUCUGUGUAUUUUUAUUGUUUUGUGUUGCAGUCUUGAGCUUUUUUUAUUAGUUACAUUAGUGAUGUUUUGUUUUGUGAAAAGUGAGAUCAAUACAUGUUAUAUGAUUAUUGUUUUGUUUCAUUUUAUUGAGCAAAUUUAUUAAACUUCUCUUAGAUAUCUUGUUGCUACUUACAUUCUGUAGAUUUAAUUUUUCUGAAGAAAUCAGAUGUAUAUAUUGUAUAAAUGAAGUUGAAAGUUUAAUUAGAUAUUUAUAAUAAGUUAUUUUCUUCACUCUUGAAAACAAAUUUUUUAUGAAUAGUCUUGUCAAAAAAUAAAAUAAACAUUACAAUAAACAACUUGCAAUGCCAGAAUUAACAUAAAUUAUUUCCUUAUUUAAAAAUUACUGCUGUUGAUAUUUUGUAAAGUAAUAUUAAAAUGGCUAACAGCAUAUUUGACGUAUGCAUAAUUAUUAAAUUCCAAAAGCAGUAAAAUUUCAUUUAUUUUUUUCAAGUAAUUUUUAAGCAUUUGCUUGAUGUUUUAGCACAAGCAAAAUAAUAACGUGUGCCUCUAGUUUCGUUUAUUUUGAACAGAUGUUCAAAAGUUUUUAACAUUUAAGUUGGUAGUUAAAUAACAGUAGAUUUAGUUUUGUAUAGUUUAUACCUCAAUCUCAUAAUGUAAAGAUUUCUCACACUUCUUCCAAUGAAACAUAAGAAAAAACUAUUCAAGCCAAAAAUAUAUUUUUCCACUCUGCCUAAAGUAUCACUAUUAUGUGAUACUGCACACAUUUUUAGGGGCCAUUCUGAGAGUUUUUAUAUACUAAAGAAACAGAGUGCUAGUUCAGCACGCAUAGUCGAUUUUACCUCAAAUUAGUCUGUGGUUGUUUGUCCUGUUCUGCUCAGAUUAUAUAACCCUCAUCAGUCGAAGUUAAUAGAUUUUGUUUUGAAUUAUUAUUGCACUUUGGGGAUUAAAGGCAUUAUGAAAUAUAAGCGUAUUUGCAUUUUAGUGUUACAAAAUACUAACAUCACUAAUUAUAUGUUGUACAGCAUUCAAUUUAACUAACUGUAUUUCGCAUGGCCAACGUGUAAUUAGGCUUGCAUGUUUAUAUCAUGCUUAAAUAUGUGCCAUUUUUGUGUGUAAAUGUACAUAAUAUUUGGUUUAUACUUAAAACUUUGUAUUUAGCCAUUGGGACUGUGUGCCACGUAUAAAAACUAAGUCUUCGAGCCAGUAAUUUCAGAGUUUGUGUUGAUUUCGUGUUCUUGUUCCACCAGACUGAUGGGGAAUGUUUCGGUAGUUAUUAUAAUCUGAGCAUUUGGUUAUUUCUUUUUAGCUGGAAUCAAUACCAAGAUUAAAUAUAGUAUUUACUCCACCUAAAACAAAUGCCAUUGAAUGAAAGGUGUGUGUGUUUUUAUGAUAUUAGCCAGGUGUAAAAGAAAUUUUUGUAUUUAAAAGAGAUGCUAUUUCUUUGCAUGGAAAUGAUAGUAAUUUUGUACUUUGUUCCAAGGCUAAUUUUGUGUGUUGUUAUCUGAAAUACAACAAAUGCCAAUGUAUAAUAAGUACGGUGAUAGUAAACUUGUUUUAUAGAAUUCAUUUUGUGUGUUUCUUUGAACUGUACAUAUUGUUGAUUAUUAAAACAUUUUU